AUGUUUGUUUUUGGCUAUUGGCUUGUAACUGUUGUUGAGCUUGCCCACAAUCAUGCAUUGAACCCAAACGAAUCAAUUUUUUUUAGAUGCCAUAGGAAGCUAGAUCCUAUUAUGAAAAGAAAGAUUGAACUUAAAGAUAGAGCUGAAAGACAUAUGAGCAAGAGCUUUAACCCACUUGUUGAAGGAGAGGGGGUCGAGAAUCUUUCAUCUGCAGAGAAAGAUCACCCCAAUUUUAUUGAUGAGGAAAGAUAUUUUCAGCUUGGCAAAGGAGGUGGUGCAGCACUUUGUAAGUUUUUCCAGAGAAUGCAAGGAAGGAGUAAUGGAUUUUAUUCUGUGAUGAAUUUUAAUGAUGAUAAUAGGUUGAGAAAUGUGUUUUGGGUUGAUCCGCGAAGUAGGACAGCAUAUAAAAGUUUUGGGGAUGUCAUUACAUUUGACACAACAUACUUGACUAAUAGAUACAGAAUACCAAUUGUUCUUUUUAUGGGUGUGAAGCAUCAUGGUCAAUCAAUAUUUUUUGGAGUAGGCUUAAUAUCAAGUCAGGAUGCAUACACAUUUGUAUGGUUAUUUCAAACAUUUUUGGAAUGCAUGAAUGGUCAAACUCCGCGUGCAAUUGUGACAGAUCAAGAUAAGGCUAUAAAAAGUGCAAUUGCAAUAGUUUUUCCAAGAACUCGACAUAGAUUUUGUCUAUGGCGCAUUAUGAGAAAACUCCUUGAAAAGCUUGGAUCGCAUGCACAAUACACUUGUGGCUUAAAAAGUGUAAUACAGAAUUGUCUAUAUGAUUCUCAAACUUGUCAUGAAUUUGAGAAGAGUUGGCAAACGCUACUUGAUACUUAUAAUCUUCAUGACAAUACAUGGUUACGUGGAUUAUAUAGUGAACGGACUUAUUGA
Molecule: messenger RNA, 888 nt
Organism: Carya illinoinensis
Lineage: Eukaryota; Viridiplantae; Streptophyta; Magnoliopsida; Fagales; Juglandaceae
Product: protein FAR1-RELATED SEQUENCE 4-like
Exons: 1
Coding region: 1-888 (295 amino acids)
Source: RefSeq, a predicted model, not a curated record